AAAAAAAAAAAGAUAAAAAAAAGUACAUCUAAAUAUGUGUGCAUAAUUAUGAACUCACCUAUACGCACAGUUAUGUUUCCCUCCGUGGACACACGCAAGUUCGAUCUGCACACAGGAUUAAUCUAAGCCCUGCCGAGGAAGUACACUCCCCUCCAUUUCGCGUAAGCACUUGUCCGUAUGUCUCUCUCUCUCUAUGUGUGUGCUUAUUUGUGAACCCUGCCAAUGCAUGGUAAAAGGAGAAUGCCCGCACACUUUUGCAUUUAUUGGAGAGAAAAAUUAAGAAGCUCCUUCCGAGUUUCAUCGCAGAAAGGUCUACAUUACUUACAAGACAAACGUGCAUGCGCGCAGUGAAACGACUUCGCCUUUUUUUCUUCUCCCCCAAAUUACCGCCAUCAAUUGCGUAACAUGAUUGACUCGUGCCCAAGUAGCGCUUUAAACGAGUUCCGCUUAAGUGAAGAGCAGAUCAUCGAAAAUUUCACGCGCAACCGAAAUGGUUCGAAGCAGGACGCGCCACAGUUGUUGUGUGCCCCCAAGAGGGACGAUGAUCCCCUGAAUGAAUACCCUUACCCGCGCCCACCUGACGAGGUGGAAAAACGCAGAAUGCCAGUCCUUGCACCUGGCAGAGGUCUUCCCCCUGCGGAUCGCGUCACACUUAACUGCAACAAUUUCGAUGACCCCCGCGGGACGGACUACCCCGUUGAAAGCCUGCUACGCAAAAUAAGGAACUUGGAAAAUGAAAAAAAAUACCUACUGAAGUCUUUGGAGAAUAAAAAAAACGUGGAAUUGGAGUAUAGGAAGGCGCUCGAGACACAGGCCGCAUUCGUCAGCGCAGAGAAUAAAAAGUCCCAGUUCUACGAAAACGAAUGGCUGCACAUGAAGUCGCAAGAGCACUCGUUCAUGACUUCCGGGAGAGCCCCCCUGAGGCAGACGCUGGAGUUGUUUUACGAAGAUGAUGACCUGUACAAGAAAUUGGGAAGCCUCACCAGCACCCAGGAAAUCUUCAUCGCUAACUUGAUCGAGGACCAUAAGGACUUGGCGCGGGAAAGGAAUUCCAUUUCGAGGAAGUACCAGGAGGCCGUGGACGCCAACUUCCAACUCUAUCAACAGAACGAAAUGCUCAAAGCGCAAAAUAUAAACCUCGUGGAAAGGAACAAAGACGCGAUAGAUCACCAAAUGGAAAAAAACUUAGUCGCGCUGAAUACCUCGCUCAUUCAUGUCCAGAAGGAGAACAUCCAACUCAAGGAAACAGUAGACCAAUACACACAGCUCAUCGAGAACAUAGAAAAAUGCUCCGAAGUAAAUACAGAGAAGUCCCUAGUGAAUUCCAUCAAGGAGGAGUUGAACAAGUUUAAAAAAUAUUUGCAAAUAUGA
This is a messenger RNA of Plasmodium cynomolgi strain B, 1371 nucleotides long. RefSeq lists its product as hypothetical. Lineage: Eukaryota; Apicomplexa; Aconoidasida; Haemosporida; Plasmodiidae. The coding region runs from base 406 to 1371 and encodes 321 amino acids. The record is from RefSeq and is a predicted model, not a curated record. The transcript is spliced from 9 exons.